AUGACCGGUAGCGAGCCCUCCUCGACAACGGCGCCCCUGGUCUGCGUGGUGGGCCCGACGGCGGUGGGGAAGACGGCGCUGGCGAUUGCGUUGGCGCAGCGUUUAGGCGGCGAGGUGGUCAACGCCGACAGCCGCCAGGUUUACCGGCGGAUGACCAUCGGCACGGCCAAGCCCACCGUCGAGGAACAGGCGGCGGCGCCUCAUCACCUGCUGGACAUAAUCGACCCACCGGAUCCGUUCGGGCUGGCGCUGUUCCUUGAGCACGCUACCAAAGCACUUGCCGGAAUCCUGGAGCGCGGAAACCUGCCGAUUGUCUGCGGCGGAACCCGGGCAAUACGUAUGGGGCCUGGUUGA
Messenger RNA from Geodia barretti, 354 nucleotides. NCBI's taxonomy places the organism in Eukaryota, Metazoa, Porifera, Demospongiae, Tetractinellida, Geodiidae. The record is from the annotation of a GenBank genome assembly.